Molecule: messenger RNA, 3930 nt
Organism: Danio aesculapii
Lineage: Eukaryota; Metazoa; Chordata; Actinopteri; Cypriniformes; Danionidae
Gene: pde4bb
Product: phosphodiesterase 4B, cAMP-specific b
Exons: 17
Coding region: 174-2297 (707 amino acids)
Biological process (GO): signal transduction
Cellular component (GO): nucleus; perinuclear region of cytoplasm; cytosol
Molecular function (GO): transmembrane transporter binding; 3',5'-cyclic-AMP phosphodiesterase activity
Source: RefSeq, a predicted model, not a curated record
GGAAAGGACUGAUUUGUUCGCUCUCACGAAUAAAUUAUCUAUUCGUCCAUCGUCGACAAUCAUAUCGAAGCGUCUACGCAUGCAUCAAGUUCACUGCAGAAGUUCAUUUUUAUGUCAGAAGAAAAUUCCAGGAGACAGAAAAACCUUCUGAGCUGUAGCUACCAGCAGAGAAGAUGAGGAAGAGCCGGAGUGUUUUGACAGUGACACCAGUUGAUGACAGCAAGGACCUCUCAGGAUGUACAUCUUCAGGGGCUACUUUGGGUGUGGAUCUCUGGCGAGGUCCCAGACGACACUCAGGAACCCUUGUAUUGCCACCGCUGUCAUGGAGACAGGCUGAGAGGGCCCGCAGUCCUCAAGAAGAUAACGUUUCCAGACCCACAUCACUGGGCUUCGUUACUCCACCACGUAUAGAUAUCACACCAGUCCCUCCUGAUAGUCUAGAAGUGGAGAAUGGACCAUCUAUUGGCUGCAGUCCACUGGAUCUACAAGCGUCACCAGCCUCUGGUUUAAUCCUGCAUCCCAGUAUGGCCAGUCACUGUCAGCGGCGUGAGUCUUUCCUUUACCGCUCAGACAGUGACUAUGACCUGUCACCCAAAUCCACUUCUCGUAACUCCUCCCUUGUCGGAGAACAACUACAUGGCGAAGACCUGAUUGUCACUCCUUUUGCUCAGGUACUUGCAAGCCUUCGCACUGUUAGGAAUAAUUUCAGCAUCCUGACAAACGUGCCAUGUCCCUCAAGCAAAAGAUCACCAAUCAGCAGUCAAGGACCAGUGACCAAAGUCAACCUGUCAGAUGAAUCUUACCAGAAGCUGGCCCUGGAGACCAUGGAGGAGCUCGACUGGUGCCUGGACCAGCUGGAGACCAUCCAGACGUACCGCUCUGUCAGUGACAUGGCUUCCAACAAGUUCAAGAGGAUGUUGAAUCGGGAACUGACACAUCUGUCUGAGAUGAGUCGCUCUGGAAACCAGGUGUCUGAGUUCAUUUCCAAUACAUUCUUAGACAAACAGAAUGAACUGGAGAUUCCAUUGUCUACUCCAAAAUCACGGGAGAGGAAGAAGAGGCAGCAGCAGCUAAUGACUCAGAUCAGCGGGGUGAGAAAGGUCACGCAUGGAUCAGGUCUAUCCAGCAGCUGUAGUACGACACGCUUCGGUGUGAAAACCGACUUGGACGACCUGCUCUCAAAGGACCUGGAGGACAUCAACAAGUGGGGUUUGAACAUCUUCAAAGUGGCAGAGCACUCGCACCAACGCCCACUAGCCUGCAUAAUGUAUGCCAUCUUUCAGGAGAGAGAUUUGAUGAAGACAUUUAAGAUUCCAGUGGACACCUUUGUGACAUACAUGAUGACCCUUGAAGACCACUACCAUGCAGACGUGGCCUAUCACAACAGUCUACAUGCAGCUGAUGUGGCCCAAUCUACACACAUCCUGCUGUCCACACCUGCACUGGAUGCGGUCUUUACUGACCUGGAGAUCCAAGCAGCUCUCUUCGCAGCAGCCAUCCAUGAUGUGGACCACCCAGGGGUCUCAAACCAGUUCCUAAUUAAUACAAACUCUGAGCUUGCACUCAUGUACAAUGAUGAGUCUGUUCUCGAAAACCAUCACCUAGCAGUUGGUUUCAAACUCUUGCAAGGGGAAAACUGUGAUCUCUUCCAAAACCUCUCCAAGAAGGAGCGGCAGACUCUCAGGAAAAUGGUUAUUGACAUGGUGCUUGCAACAGAUAUGUCCAAGCACAUGAGCUUACUGGCUGACUUGAAAACAAUGGUUGAGACCAAGAAGGUGACCAGUUCAGGAGUGUUGCUGCUUGACAACUAUACAGACAGGAUACAAGUCUUAAGAAAUAUGGUUCACUGUGCUGAUCUCAGUAAUCCCACAAAGCCAUUAGAUCUGUACAAGCAAUGGACAGACCGCAUUAUGCAAGAGUUUUUUCACCAGGGUGACAGAGAGAGAGAGCGUGGUAUGGAGAUCAGCCCAAUGUGUGACAAACACACUGCAUCAGUUGAGAAGUCACAGGUUGGUUUCAUUGAUUACAUUGUGCACCCGCUGUGGGAGACUUGGGCAGACCUGGUGCAUCCAGAUGCCCAGGAUAUUCUGGACACUUUAGAGGAGAACAGGAACUGGUACUACAGCAUGAUACCACAAAGUCCCUCCCCUCCUUUCUUUGAAGCAGGAAGUCCCAGUGGAGACAAGUUUCAGUUUGAGUUAGAGGUUGAGGAAGGAGCUAAGCAGGAUACCAAGAACCUCUCAAAGACAGACUGUGUUGAGAUAGUGACGCAUUCUACUUUAUCUUCUGAGACGUAGCAUGUAAACAGCUUCUACAAUGGCUGUUUGGUUGACCUUAUUUAAGUAAGUGGAGCAAUGUUAUUCUCCUGCUACCUGAGAACCCCUCAGAGGAUUACUGUGUCUUGGGACUUUGCCUAUUCUACAUAGCCCAAAAAAGGAGCAAAUUAACAUCCUACAGAAUCAAUGCAAAUUAACCUUCAAUUUGAAUGUUGACAUGGUUUUUGUGAAGAAGAAACGUGGACCUCUUAUCAGAGGGAUUUGUACUACAACAUCAAAGAGACUUUUUGUAAAAAAAAAAAAGUUGCUACUAUUUUCUACUUGUGUGUUUUAUGACCUUUUUGCUGUCAUCAUACUGUGUGUGUGAAACCUGCUUUCAUAUGUGUGAAAGCAAUAGUAUGUAAUUCCCAGUUGUGUAUUGGGAAUGCAGUCUUCCGAAAUUUGAAGAACAGAAUAAUUCCAUUCUUGUGCCAGCAUACUUUAUUGAAGUAAUACAAAAUCUUUGUACUUUAUAACAAAUAAUUUCUCUUUUAAAAGGCGUUCUUAUCAGGUGAUUCUUCUGGUACGUUUAAUUUGACGUUUUAUGUCGUAUUAAAUAAAAACAGGAUCCAAAGAGUUUUCUUUUAAAGGAGAAUUCUGGUGUAAAUAGAAAUUUGACCAUAUUUGUGGUGAUUAUGUUGAUUGCCAAAGAAAACCAUUAAUUUUUUUCUAUGACAAGUUCAUUUGUAUGGUAGGCUUAAUUGUACUAACAUUAUAAGAGUCAUUACCCCUGUAUAAAUACAGUAAGGAAUUACAGUUGCAGACAAUUUAUUGUAGCUGUGCUUUUUGCUUAAAAAAACAGACAAUUCCAACUAUAUUUUUCUGCGGUAACAGAUAUUACCACUAGUUCUAAUCCCAGAUCCAUCUUUUUAAGCUACUUUAAUAUGUGAGACAAACAUUCCCAUACUUAAUGACUUUAACCUGAUAAGUGAUUUGUAACAAACUAAUGUGCUACUGUAUAUAUUUACAAAAAAAAAAAAACACCUCUGUCUUUUAAUGUCAUUAUAAUACAUCUUUGUCAAAUAAAUUUGAACCCUUUUACAUGUUUAAUUUCUUAGAAUAUAAGCGUUUAAUAUUCACAGAACAAUAAACGUCAAAUACACAAUUGUUUAUGUCAAACAAUGUGGUUCCUCUUGAUGUAUGUUCUUACUGGUCAGGAACAGGAUUUGGUGAACAUGUCACUCUGACUGACAUUAGUCUUUAUUAAAUCGAUCGAAUCAUGUCCUUUUUUCCUCACUACUCUGUUUGCUUUUGAUUACUCUUUCUGUUAAUAAGAUUUUUUUGUUUUGUUUUCAAUAAAUGGAGGACAAUUAUUUAUAGAAGUCUGACUACAGUUUCCCACAGUUUCACCCAAUUUAAUGUUAAGGUUACAAUGUAAAGCUAUAACUUUUUACUCACUCUCUAAGUUUUUACUCAUGUUUGUCAUUGUAAUGCCAAUGAUGAAUAUUCACACUGUAGAACAACUGUGAUUUCACUGGUGAAGUCACUGUUAUCUCUAUUAUUAUAUUUAUUAGUAUUAUUAUGUAAAAAAAUUUCAGUAUUAAACUUCUGUUAUGUUGCAACAUGUGUUGUGUUGCACAAUUCUGUUUGUCAAAAAAUUGACAAAUGAGAUUAA